Racocetra fulgida is the source of this 795-nucleotide messenger RNA. NCBI's taxonomy places the organism in Eukaryota, Fungi, Glomeromycota, Glomeromycetes, Diversisporales, Gigasporaceae. The record is from the annotation of a GenBank genome assembly.
AUGUCGGUUACAACAGACUCCGAAGCAUCUCGAGAAAGAAUUAUAUUAAACGUUGGUGGUGUAAAGUAUGAAACUUAUCGUUCUACUCUAAUCGCUUAUCCCACAACACUUCUCGGAACAAUGUUUGCUGAUAGAAAUAAAGAGUUGUUGAGUCCAGUUAAUGGUGAACAUUUUAUUGAUAGAGAUGGACAAUUAUUCCGAUAUAUUUUACAGUUUUAUCGUACAGGAAAAGUUCAUUGGCAUGACAUUCACUUGACUAGUUCUUCAUCCAUUGACAUUACGCCAACAACCUAUAAUAUUACAGUUUCUCGAGAUGAAUUAUUUGCAGAAAUCGAUUAUUUUCAACUUCCAAUCCCAUUACCAUUGUCUCAGCCUGAACCCCCAUUAUUAUCUCAACAAGCUCAAAAGGCAGCCGCCUUAAAACUUGAUGAAUUCAUUCAAGCAUUUCAAAAAUGUAUUUUUGAAGCAAUGCAAUUUUUUGAGACUACUAUACCAUUUACAUUUUAUCGAAUAGUACGAGAAAAUCAGGAACUUCGCUGGGACGAACAUGAAAAGGUUGCUCCAUUUGUUAAAUAUCUCAGACCAUUUGCUCCCUAUGUUGGUUAUGAACUUUUGGAUAGGUUUGGCAUAGAAAUUAGAAAUCGAUUGAAACUUAAAUUUGGAGAUGAUUUGGAUUGGAAAUUAGAAAAACAUAGUGAUACUAAAAUGGAUUUUUAUAGAUUAGCUAUUAAUAUUCCUGAAGAUGUUUAUGAUAAUAGCAAAAUUUUACAAUAUUCUUCUUAUCCUGAUUCGUAA